Messenger RNA from Juglans microcarpa x Juglans regia, 1983 nucleotides. Its product is annotated as probable xyloglucan galactosyltransferase GT14. The coding region runs from base 264 to 1775 and encodes 503 amino acids. NCBI's taxonomy places the organism in Eukaryota, Viridiplantae, Streptophyta, Magnoliopsida, Fagales, Juglandaceae. The transcript is spliced from 2 exons. The record is from RefSeq and is a predicted model, not a curated record. Gene Ontology annotation, molecular function: glycosyltransferase activity.
GUCAAUUAAUAACCAGAGAAUGUGACCCCAUUUCUUCCCUUGGAAAUAUAGGACAAACCAGAGUUGAUUAUGGCACUUGAAAAGGCUUAGGUUGUUCGUGAAGGUGCCAAGAGAGACUUGUAUCUGUUUAUUCUGAUGGAGGAAAACAAGGGAAGCAAGAAGCCAUUUUAAGGCAUUAGAACCAUGCAAUAAAAGGGGAAUAGGGAGUGAGGUCUCGCUAGCUGAAUACAGCUUUCUGUAUACGUGAGGAUAUUAAGAAGGACAUGGAGAAAUUGAUGGUCGGAAACUGCUCUAAUCCAAUCUGGUUUGUCCUACUCCUCUGUUUUCUCUCAAGUUUGAUUUUCCUCUUAGUUGAUUAUAUGGCUGCAAGUAGUGGGAAGCAAAGUGGGGCGACAUUUAUUCUCAACAACUUUGCAAAUGAUGGAACAUUUACUUCAUCAAACUUUGCUGCACCGAGUUUAAAGAAUCAGAGUCAAGAAAUUAGCUCACCUUCUGUGAGAAAUACUAAAUUUGUUAAGAAUUUAGAUGAUUCGUGUUCGGGUCGAUAUAUUUAUAUUCAUGAUCUUCCUAGCCAGUUCAACAAAGAGUUGCUCUUGAAUUGCAAUUCUCUUAUCCAAUGGAUGAACAUGUGCCAAUAUGUAUCCAACUUGGGUCUUGGUCCUCAGGUAGACAAAAAUGAAUCAGUUAUACUGAAAGGGGGUUGGUUUGUCACAAACCAGUUUAUGUUGGAAGUCAUAUUCCACAACAGGAUGAUGCAGUAUCAAUGCUUAACAAAUGACUCAUCGUUGGCAUCUGCAAUUUAUAUACCAUUUUAUGCUGGCCUUGAUGUGGGGCGGUACCUGUGGGGUUUUAACAUCUCAGUGAGAGAUGCUAAUUCUUUAGCUCUGGUUAAGUGGCUUGCAGACAAACCUGAAUGGAAGAGAAUGUCGGGUAGAGAUCACUUCCUAGUUGGAGGAAGGAUUGCUUGGGAUUUCAGAAGACCGACAGAUGAUGAUUCUGAUUGGGGUUCCAAGCUUAUGGUUUUGCCUGAAUCAAAGAACAUAACAUUGUUGACGAUCGAGUCAAGCAAGGAGGACAAUGAGUUUGCAAUACCAUAUCCAACAUACUUCCAUCCUUCAAAAGACAGGCAGAUAAUCAGGUGGCAGAAAAAGAUGAGAAGAACAGAAAGGCAAUACUUGUUCUCUUUUGCUGGUGCCCCACGGCCCAAUUUAUCGAAUUCCAUUCGGAGUGAGUUGAUUGAUCAAUGCCGCUCUUCAUCCACAUGCAAUUUCCUUGGUUGUUAUAAUAAUGGAACAAAUAAGUGUGAGGACCCAAUAAAUGUGAUGACGGCAUUUCAAAGCUCAGUUUUUUGCUUACAGCCUCCUGGGGAUUCAUUCACUAGGCGAUCCACUUUUGACUCCAUUUUAGCUGGUUGUAUUCCCGUUUUCUUCCAUGAGGAUUCUGCUUAUUCACAAUACUUGUGGCAUUUACCAAAGAACUAUACAAAGUAUUCUGUGAUGAUACCAUUAAAUGAUGUAAAGGAUAGAAAGGUUUGUGUCAAUGAAACAUUGCUUAGAGUUCCGAAGAAUGAUGUGUUGGCUAUGAGAGAAGAGGUUAUAAAGCUCAUUCCAAGUAUAGUUUAUGGAGAUCCAAGGUCAAGGUUAGAGACCCUUGAAGAUGCAUUUGACAUAGCAGUUAAGGGUGUUCUUGAGAGAGUAGAGACAGCAAGGAGAGAGAUUGAAGAGAGUAAGUUGUUGACUAAAAAAUUUAGUUUUAAGAAUUUCUUCUUUCCAUGAUCUUGUAAGUUAUUAAGUUAGUGCCUUGGAAGUGUUUGUCUUUUGAUACUGAUUGUUGUCGUAAUUCUAUUUUGAUCAGUCCACUAAUCAUGCUAUAUAUUGAACCAAUUUCAUUGUAAUUUUAGUCGAAAUUUGGAUAGUUCUGAUCAUCAUCAUCUUAUUUACUUGUCAAUAAACUCUCGAUCGCAGUGUUAAGAAACUUAGGGUU